This is a messenger RNA of Aphanomyces astaci, 873 nucleotides long. RefSeq lists its product as hypothetical. The transcript has a single exon. Gene Ontology annotation, biological process: proteolysis. Bases 1 to 873 code for a protein of 290 amino acids. Gene Ontology annotation, molecular function: serine-type endopeptidase activity. NCBI's taxonomy places the organism in Eukaryota, Oomycota, Saprolegniomycetes, Saprolegniales, Verrucalvaceae. The record is from RefSeq and is a predicted model, not a curated record.
AUGAAGUUCGCAUUCGCCCUCGCCACCCUCUCCGCCACCGUCUUGGCCCAAGAUGACGUCGCCCCUGACAACAACUUUAUCGAAAUCGUCGGCGGCACCGAAGCCAAGGUCGGCCAACACCGGUACCUAGCGGGCCUCAAGCACUCGGCCACGUCCUCGUCCAGCUGUGGCGGCAGUCUGAUCGCCCCCAACGUCAUCCUCACGGCGGCGCAUUGCACGGGCGGCGGCCUCACUACCGCCGUCGUGGGCUCGCACUUCCUCUCCGGCUCGUCCGACGGGGAGGUGGUCAAAAUCACCAAGGAGAUCCGCCACCCUCAAUACAACGCGGCGACGCACUCGAACGACGUGGCCAUCCUCCUCUUGGACCGCAGCAUCACGAGUAUCACGCCCGUGGCGGUGUCGUUUGACACAGUUCCUGCCAACGUACUCACGUGGGUGCGCGGGUGGGGCACCACGUCGUCCGGCGGCUCCCAGUCCAGGGUGCUCAAGGAAGUGAGCGUGCUGUCGUGGGACAACGCCCGAGCCACCACGGCCCUGCGCCCCAGCAAGGUGGACAACAGCAUGUUGGCUGCGGGGGGAAAGCAAGGCGAAGACUCGUGCCAGGGCGACUCGGGGGGACCGUUGACCAUCGAACAGAACGGCGUCGCGCGCCUCGUGGGGGUGGUCAGCUGGGGCCUCGGCUGCGGCGACCUCAACAAGCCCGGCGUGUACGGUCGUCUUAGCUCUGCUCGGUCGUUCAUCGAGCCGUACUUGAAGAAGAAGAACUUACGCGUGCCUUACUUGGUCGGGGAGGACGUCGAAGCUUCGGAAGAGGUCGUGGCGGACGAUGUGGUGAACAGCGACGUUGUGUCCGCCCUUGAAGGAGAAAUCUAG